Messenger RNA from Trichoplax adhaerens, 1122 nucleotides. RefSeq lists its product as hypothetical. The coding region runs from base 1 to 798 and encodes 265 amino acids. Gene Ontology annotation, biological process: transcription by RNA polymerase III. The transcript is spliced from 11 exons. NCBI's taxonomy places the organism in Eukaryota, Metazoa, Placozoa, Uniplacotomia, Trichoplacea, Trichoplacidae. Gene Ontology annotation, cellular component: RNA polymerase III complex. The record is from RefSeq and is a predicted model, not a curated record. Gene Ontology annotation, molecular function: DNA binding.
AUGGCCCAUGAUGUACAGCCAUUUGAACAUAACAUUAAACAUUUAAUGGUGAACAAGGCUGCUACUGGUUCGGAUGCUUCCAAAUUGCCGGUUACAAGUCGUAGACUAUCCUCCAUAAGACCGGCAAGAGAUUUAACAUUGGGCGGAGUUCCAAAGAAAACUUUUACGCCGGUGAUACCUUCCAGAAACAAUGAAAGAGCUACGAAAUCCGCGAAUGCAUCUAAUACUAGCCCUCCAAAAAAGAAAUCCUUAAGGAAAAGACCACGUUGUCCAAAGAGACACACUUUCAAUGAAAAUACCCGCACUCUACCCAUACAAUUACCACUUUCAAGGUGUCGAAAAGGGAAAGAAAAAAGUAUUUUAGUGAAGCAAGAAGAUUCCGCGACAAAAUCAAAGCUAACCGACGAUAUCACUCCUGCACAAAUUUUAGUGAAAGAGUCCACAAAAUGCGAUAAUGGUAGUCUGCUAUUAAUCCAACUGCCUGAUAUGUUACCAUUAAUCGCCCAAGCAAGUCCGAGUGAGGAUACAACGGAAGAAAAUAAAACUAAUCUUUCAAGCCUUCGAAAUGCAAAGGAUGGGUUGAUUGGCAAGCUGCAAAUUCAUCGAUCAGGAAAAACUAGUCUGGUAAUUGGAAAUAUACCUUACAAGCUGAGAUCCGGAACAAGAUGCGAUUUCUUGCAGGAUCUAGCAUCAAUAAAAGCUAUGGAAAAUGAUGGCUAUGUAAUCAAUCUAGGCCCAAUUAAACAUAGACUGGUUUGCACUCCGGACGUUGAAAAAUUGCUAAAAUCAUUACCUUAACGACAAAAUAAUAGCAAAUACAUAUAUCGAAUUUCUGUCAUCUUUAUCAACCAAAGUUACUUCCAUCUCACAAAUGACUAUUUUUAAUUAGCGAUUUUGAUAGUGAUGCCAUUGAAUUAUUUAUUUUAUUAAUUAACCAACAUCAAUUUCCAGAAGAGAUUCUUUUAAAAUAAUUGUUCUUCUCAGUUGUAAGAAUACAAGUCAUUUAAAAAUUAUUUGAAAAUUGUUUGUAAAUCAAAUACAUUGAUACGAUUAUUAAAUUAAGUUAAUAUUUUGUUCUUUGCAAGAUCUGUCAUAUAUAAUUGCAUUUGAUCAAAAUAUUAC